Messenger RNA from Vicia faba (fava bean), 2124 nucleotides. The record is from the annotation of a GenBank genome assembly. NCBI's taxonomy places the organism in Eukaryota, Viridiplantae, Streptophyta, Magnoliopsida, Fabales, Fabaceae.
AUGGAACCAGAACAGUUAUGCGACGCGGUUAAUUUUAUUUUAUCCCUGCAGAAUAGAAAUGGUGGAUUUGCUUCCUACGAACUCACAAGAUCUUAUGCAUGGCUGGAGAAAAUAAAUCCAACUGAAACAUUCGAAGAUAUCACCAUUGAUUAUCAGUAUGUAGAAUGCACAUCAGCAGCGAUUCAAAGCCUCACCUUAUUCACUCAACGAUAUCCGCAGCACAGGAAGGUGGAAAUAGAGACCUGCAUAGCUAAGGCUGCAAACUUCAUCGAAAGUGUACAGCUAGCUGAUGGCUCAUGGUAUGGAUCAUGGGGGGUAUGCUUUACAUAUGGGACAUGGUUUGGAAUAAUUGGGCUUAUAAGAGAAGGUAAGAGGUACAAAGAUAGCAAAAGCAUUAGAAAGGCAUGUGAGUUUUUGCUUUCAAAACAAGACAAGGUUUGUGGUGGCAUACCUGCAUCAGAGCUUUCACAGUAUCUAUUUCUUCUAUACAACAAAGAUGCAACCCAACACCUUUUUGAAGUAUCAGCAGGACUUGAUUCUCUUGUAAUGGGAGAAGGUCAGAUCCUUGCACAAGUCAAGCAAGUUGUGAAAGUGGGACAAGGAGUUAAUGGAUUUGGAAGAAACAUCAGUGGAUUAUUCAAGCACGCAAUCACCGUCGGUAAAAGAGUCCGAACUGAAACCAACAUUUCGGCCGGAGCAGUUUCUGUGAGCUCGGCUGCGGUCGAGUUGGCAGUGAUGAAGUUACCUGAUCAAGCCUCACAUGGAAAUGCAAGAAUGCUAGUUAUUGGAGCUGGCAAAACACUUAGAUCAUUUGCUUCUGGUAGUGAAACAAACAAACGUUGCAUGGAAGAUGCUGGUGUUGUUGACUUCUUAGCUUCUACUGUGGUAAACAAUAGUUGCAACAUCGAUUCCGCAUCUUUAUUAUUGUCAGAGACUAAUGUUAAUCUGGUUGAUGAAGCAUUAAGCAUACUUCAUAACCUUCAUGUAUCUGAAGCUGGAUUGAAGAAUCUACUAGCUUUCAAAAAAGGUCAAUUUAUCGAGUCCUUAACAAAAGUUUUACAGAAAGGUUUCUUUGAAUCAAGAGCUUAUGCAGUUUUCUUGCUUAAAUCUAUGACAGAAGUAGCUGAACCAGUGCAGUUACUUCAUCAAAAAACCGAUUUAUUCGUGGAACUGGUGCAAGUUUUGAAGGAUCAAAUAUCACAAAAGGUAUCAAAAGCAGCCCUUCAGACACUAAUUAUCCUUUGUCCAUGUGGAAGAAACAGAAUCAAAGGUGUUGAAGCAGGAACAGUUCCUGUCUUAAUAGAGCUUCUGUUAGAGAAUUGCAAAGACAUAAAACCAAAUGAAAUGAUGUUGGUUUUAUUGGAAUGUCUCUGUCAGUGUGCAGAAGGAAGAGCUGAACUUCUGAGACAUGGUGCAGGAAUGGCUGUUGUAUCUGCGAUCCGCGAUGAAAUAAACGAUGUCGAGAUAAUCUACAAACUGCUUUCUGAUAUGCUCGAAUGCGUAGGCGAAGCGGAUGUAGUUUUCACAAGCACGACAUCAGAGAAUCCUUUGAUUUUAAAACAACAUGUUAAGGAACUUCCUUUCGCAAGCGAAGAAAUGGGACAAAAGCGCCUCUUCGUCGAUAUUUCUAUUCCGAGGAACGUAGGUUCGUGCAUCGAUGACCUCGAAUCAGUCAAAGUUUACAAUGUCGACAACCUUAAAGAGGUAGUGGCUGCUAACAAAGAGGACAGACUGAGAAAAGCAAUGGAAGCACAAGUGAUCAUCGGCGAAGAAUCGGGCCAAUUCGAAGCAUGGAGAGACUCGUUAGAAACUGUUCCUACUAUCAAGAAAUUGAGAGCUUAUGCUGAAAGGUUAAGGAUUGCUGAGGUUGAGAAAUGUUUAGGUAAAAUGAGUGAUGAGGAUAUAAAUAAGAAGACACAAAAAGCAGUGGAUGAUCUUGGUAGAGGUAUAGUGAAUAAAAUGCUUCAUGGUCCAAUGCAACAUUUGAGAUGUGAUGGGAGUGAUAGUAGGACUUUGAGUGAAACACUUGAGAAUAUGCAUGCUUUGAAUAGAAUGUUUGGUCUUGAAACUGAGGUUUCUGUUUUGGAGCAGAAGAUUAGAGCUAAAGUGGAGCAAAAACCAUAG